Trypanosoma rangeli is the source of this 591-nucleotide messenger RNA. RefSeq names its product 60S ribosomal protein. Gene Ontology annotation, biological process: translation. Lineage: Eukaryota; Euglenozoa; Kinetoplastea; Trypanosomatida; Trypanosomatidae. The coding region runs from base 1 to 591 and encodes 196 amino acids. The transcript has a single exon. The record is from RefSeq and is a predicted model, not a curated record. Gene Ontology annotation, molecular function: structural constituent of ribosome. Gene Ontology annotation, cellular component: ribosome.
AUGCGGCGCAUCGCCUUUAUUUUUCCGACCCUCAGUCGCGUGGCCGCAGGCCGCGGCGGCGCUACCACCACCACCACCACCACCACCAAGCCCGGCAGUAGCAGCAGCAGCAACCUCAAGCUGGAAGAGUUGGCCGGGGCGUACUCGCAACUGACGCUGAAGGAGCUCUCUGAGCUGCAGCGGCUGAUCUUCAAGAAACUCGGACACACUGACGAGUUCUACGAGAAAGCCCUUUUGCGCGGCCUCGGUGGCGGCGGUGUUGGCGGCGGCGUUAUGAUGCCAGCGCACGCCGCGGCGGCGAUGGCAGCAGCGGCGCCGGGGGCGGGGGCUGCAGCGGCCGAGGAGCCCUCGAAGACGGAGAAGAAAAAGGUGGAGAAGUCCACGUACGACGUCAAGCUGGCGAAGUUUACGCCGGACAUUAAGGUAAAGCUAAUCAAGGAGCUCCGCUCCGUCACCAGUCUUUCCAUCUCGGACGCGAAGAGCGCCAUCGAAAAGUGCCCGGGGCUGGUUCAGACAAACAUGCGGAAGGAGGAUGCGGAGAAGCUCAAGGGGCUCUUCGAGAAGCUCGGUGCCACGGUGGAACUCAUUUAG